Molecule: messenger RNA, 2118 nt
Organism: Oncorhynchus nerka (sockeye salmon)
Lineage: Eukaryota; Metazoa; Chordata; Actinopteri; Salmoniformes; Salmonidae
Exons: 2
Coding region: 1-2118 (705 amino acids)
Source: RefSeq, a predicted model, not a curated record
AUGAAGGCCCCCCCCCCUAGUCCUCACUCCCAGCCCCCCGCCCUAGUCCUCACUCCCAGCCCCCCUACUUCUCACUCUCAGCCCCCCUACUCCUCACUCCCAGCCCCCCCCUACUCCCCAUUCCCAGCCUCCCCCUACUCCUCACUCUCAGCCCCCGCCCUAGUCCCCAUUCCCAGCCCCCCUACUCCUCACUCCCAGCCCCCCUACUCCUCACUCCCAGCCCCCUACUCCUCACUCUCAGCCCCCCCCUACUCCUCACUCCCAGCCCCCCUACUCCUCACUCCCAGCCCCCCCCUACUCCUCACUCCCAGCCCCCCUACUCCUCACUCCCAGCCCCCCUACUCCUCACUCCCAGCCCCCCCCCUACUCCUCACUCCCAGCCCCCCUACUCCUCACUCCCAGCCCCCCCCCUACUCCUCACUCCCAGCCCCCCCCCUCCUCACUCCCAGCCCCCCUACUCCUCACUCCCAGCCCCCCUACUCCUCACUCCCAGCCCCCCCCUACUCCUCACUCCCAGCCCCCCCCUACUCCUCACUCCCAGCCCCCCUACUCCUCACUCCCAGCCCCCCCUACUCCUCACUCCCAGCCCCCCUACUCCUCACUCCCAGCCCCCCCUACUCCUCACUCCCAGCCCCCCCCUACUCCUCCUCCCAGCCCCCUACUCCUCACUCCCAGCCCCCCCCCUCACUCCCAGCCCCCUACUCCUCACUCCCAGCCCCCCCCCCUACUCCUCACUCCCAGCCCCCCCCUCCUCCUCACUCCCAGCCCCCCUACUCCUCACUCCCAGCCCCCCCCUACUCCUCACUCCCAGCCCCCCUACUCCUCACUCCCAGCCCCCCUACUCCUCACUCCCAGCCCCCCUACUCCUCACUCCCAGCCCCCCUACUCCUCACUCCCAGCCCCCCCCCCUACUCCUCACUCUCAGCCCCCCCCUACUCCUCACUCCCAGCCCCCUACUCCUCACUCUCAGCCCCCCCUCCUCACUCCCAGCCCCCCUACUCCUCACUCCCAGCCCCCCUCUACUCCUCACUCCCAGCCCCCUCUACUCCUCACUCCCAGCCCCCCUACUCCUCACUCCCAGCCCCCCCCUACUCCUCACUCUCAGCCCCCCCCCCUCUCAGCCCCCCUACUCCUCACUCUCAGCCCCCCCUACUCCUCACUCUCAGCCCCCCUACUCUCUCCUCCCAGCCCCCCCUACUCCUCACUCCCAGCCCCCCUACUCCUCACUCCCAGCCCCCCUACUCCUCACUCACUUACCAAGGACACUCAUCUGUACAACAGCACUUACCAAGGGACACUCAUCUGUACAACAGCACUUACCAAGGGACACUCAUCUGUACAACAGCACUUACCAAGGGACACUCAUCUGUGCAACAGCACUUACCAAGGGACACUCAUCUGUGCAACAGCACUUACCAAGGGACACUCAUCUGUACAACAGCACUUACCAAGGGACACUCAUCUGUACAACAGCACUUACCAAGGGACACUCAUCUGUACAACAGCACUUACCAAGGGACACUCAUCUGUACAACAGCACUUACCAAGGGACACUCAUCUGUACAACAGCACUUACCAAGGGACACUCAUCUGUACAACAGCACUUACCAAGGGACACUCAUCUGUACAACAGCACUUACCAAGGGACACUCAUCUGUACAACAGCACUUACCAAGGGACACUCAUCUGUACAACAGCACUUACCAAGGGACACUCAUCUGUACAACAGCACUUACCAAGGGACACUCAUCUGUACAACAGCACUUACCAAGGGACACUCAUCUGUACAACAGCACUUACCAAGGGACACUCAUCUGUACAACAGCACUUACCAAGGGACACUCAUCUGUACAACAGCACUUACCAAGGGACACUCAUCUGUACAACAGCACUUACCAAGGGACACUCAUCUGUACAACAGCACUUACCAAGGGACACUCAUCUGUACAACAGCACUUACCAAGGGACACUCAUCUGUACAACAGCACUUACCAAGGGACACUCAUCUGUACAACAGCACUUACCAAGGGACACUCAUCUGUGCAACAGCACUUACCAAGGGACACAUCUGACAACAGCACUUACCAAAGGACAUCAUCUGUCCAGCUGCUUUUGUAA